AUGGACAUGCAAGCACUGAAAAGCCGUAGAAACGCCUUUAUGGCGCAAGUGAGUGGGGAGCUGUCAGUCGCGGAGAGCCUCAAAACGCGGAAACCGUCCCAAAGUGAGGUUAAGGACCGCCUGACCCACCUCAACAAGCUUGCCGAGAGUUUUCGCGAGACGCAAACUGGAAUCGAGGAGCUGCAAGAGGACGCAGCGGCCAUUGCCUCUGUGUACAACGUCCGGGAAGAGUUCUUCCACAAAUACUACAAGGCGAAGGACGCCUACGAGGAAUUCCUGGAUGUGGAUUCCGACGGCGAGUCAACGGCCAGUCAGCGGACCGUGGCCGAAACGUCCGACUGGAAGCAAGCGAUGCACCUGCUCAUGGAAACGCAGCGACAGCUGCUGCUGAAUCAAUCGGCGCAACGAGCAGGACAGGCAUCGAAUUGUUCACUAAACGGCGGUCUGGUGCAGAGUGGGUUACCCCAACUGAACGUUCAACUACCAGCCAUCAGUGUGCCCAAAUUCACCGGAGAUCGCAAGAAGUGGACGACGUUCAAGGACCUUUACGUGUCAACCAUUCACAACCGCGAUGACCUGACGGACACUCUAAAGAUGCAGUAUCUCUACUCGUAUCUGGACGUCGAGCCCAAGCGUCAAGUUGCAAGGUUCUCUAUCUCGGAGGCAAACUACAAGCUGGCGUGGGAGGCUUUGACCGAUUACUAUGACAAGAAACGAUUCACUGUCUUCUCGCUGGUACGUGAAUUCAUGGAUCAACCCUCAAUCGCAAGUGCUACCCCUGAAUCGUUGAACAAGCUUGUGACGAGCUCGGACGAGAUCGUGCAGCAGCUGGAUACCCUCGGGGAGGAAUUCCAGACCCGCGAUCCGUGGUUGAUUCACCUGGUGCUCGAGAAGCUGGACAAGGAUACUCGAGCUGGCUGGUCGCAGAAGGUCAUCGAAAAGGAGAACCCGAAGUUCGACGAGUUGCUGUCUUUCCUGAAGAAGCGAUGUGAGGUGCUGGAAACCUGUUCAGCAUUCUCGAAGAAAGUGGUGCUCGACGGAAAGAAGGAAGCGACGAAACAAGUGAUCAGUGACAAGAAGCUGAAAGCGUUGCACACAACUGCAACCAAUCAGAAGUGCGCGAAAUGUUCGAAAGAGCAUAACAUGUAUCAGUGCGAAGAGUUCAGGAGGCUGAGCGUGCAAGAACGGCGUGAACUAGUGCAGAAGGCUCGCUUGUGCUUUAACUGUUUGCGACCUGCGCACUGCGCCAAAUCGUGCACCUCGAAGUCGUCGUGUCACACCCCUGAGUGUAAACAACGACAUCACACGCUGCUGUGCACAAGUGCGGCCAAUUCUGAACGAGCAAGUGAGGAAAGUGGAAGCAGUGCUUCAGUGAAAGUGGUUCCUGAGAAGAAAGAAGAAGUGAUCGCUUCGCUGAUGGCGGAGCUACCGGAGAAGAAGCGAGUGCUGAUCGAUUCCGGAUCGCAAGCAUCUCUUGUGACGGAGGAGUGUGUCCGGAAGCUGGAGCUGCCGAGAAGGAACGGGAAACUGGCGGUGAGCGGCCUUGGACAGCAGGAAGUCGGAACAACCCGCGGCGUGGUCACGCUGCAAAUUGCUUCCCGGUUCGACGAGGUCGUGGUUAUCGCCACGGACGCCUACAUUCUUGGAAAGCUGACUUCGACCAUUCCGUCGCAGCGCUUCGACGUGGCCAACAUGAAACUGUUGCAGAACAUUCCGGAGCUGGCCGACCCGGACUACAACCGACCGGGUCCGAUCGACAUCAUUCUUGGAUCAGAUGUCUUUCUUGCGCUCUUGGAGGGAGGGCAGGUCAAAGACGAAAGCGGCCAAACGGUGGCCCAACGCACGGUCCUAGGGUGGAUCGUGGCGGGACGAUACGACGACCAAGCCGUCGUACACAGCAACCACACCAUCGUCAAUCUGCACGCAGAGAUGGACCUGAACCGCACCUUGCGGCAAUUCUGGGAGCAGGAGGAGAACUUCAAGCCACCACCGCUUACUCCUUCUGAACAGCAGGUCACUGAACACUUCAGUUCGACCCUGCAACGCGACGGAAAUGGACGCUUCAUUGUCAGAUUGCCUUUUGACGAUUCGAAGCCAGCGCUCGGCGACUCGCUUGCCGCGGCCACAAAACGCCUGAAGUCGAUGGAACGUCGAUUCCAGCAACACCCGGAGUUCAAGCAGGACUACACAGCGUUCCUGCGCGAGUAUUUGGAGCUCGGCCACAUGGAGGAGGUACCAGCCGAUCAAGUCGAGAAGGAUAGCAGCAAGUGCUAUUAUCUACCGCACCACGCGGUGAUCAAGGCGGACAGCAGCACGACCAAGUUGCGCGUUGUCUUCGACGCGUCCUGCGCCACUUCAACGGGAGUUUCGCUGAACGACCGAUUGCGUGCCGGACCGAACAACAACGCGGACCUGUUCUCGGUGGCUUUGCGGUUCCGCUCACACAAGGUGGUGUUCUGUGCAGACGUUGCGAAGAUGUACCGCCAGGUACUCGUGCACCCGGACGACCGAGACUACCAACGCAUCGUCUUCCGGGAGGAACCAGAUCAACCGAUCAAGCACUACCGUCUCUGCACAGUGACGUACGGAACGAAGACCGCACCGUAUCUGGCAAUCGAGUCAAUGCGGGCGGCGGCCAAGGCUUACGACGACGUCUACCCACAGGCGGUAGAACGAAUCAAACGGGAUUUCUACGUAGAUGAUUUCCUGUCCGGAGCCGACGACACGAACGAAGCGACGUGUCUGAAGCAGCAAGUGGUCGAGAUCCUCUCGUCGGCGGGGUUUGAACUCCGCAAGUGGACCUCGAACAACCAAGAACUCCUCCAAGAGCAGCGCACCGACGAGUCCGCUCCAGUCCUGAUGAAGUUCUCCGAGCAAGGAGAAGCAGUGAAGGCCCUUGGCAUCCAGUGGUUCCCAACGGAGGACGUGUACGGAUUCAAGGUCAACCUCCCCGACACUUCGUUCACCUUCACCAAACGCCAGAUGAUAUCGGAUUCAUCUAAACUGUUCGACCCGUUUGGCUGGUUGGCACCUGUGCUGGUGAAGAUCAAGAUCCUGUACCAGCAACUCUGGUUGUUCGACGUCAACUGGGACGACUCACUGCCGCCGGCGGUGAAGGCGGAGUGGCAGGAAGUGCGGAGUACUCUGCACCUACUCGAGAACAUGCGGAUCCCACGAUACCUCUCCCCCUUUCGUGGUCGAAUCCAAUUGCACGGAUUUUCGGACGCUUCCGAGCAGGCGUACGCAGCCGUCGUUUACGCCAGGUCGGUGAACGCCAACGGCAACAUCUCGGUGGUUCUAAUUGCAGCCAAAUCUCGAGUCGCACCAAUCAAGCAAGUGUCGCUGCCAAGACUGGAACUUUGCGGUGCGUGGCUGCUUGCACUGCUGAUGGAGCGCAUAACGGAAGCUUUGUCGCACCUCGCAAUCGAGCACUGGGCCUGGACGGAUUCGACCAUCGUGCUCAACUGGCUGUCCACUCACCCCCGGAAGUGGAAGACCUACGUGGCGAAUCGCACAGCUGCCAUCCUGGAUUACCUGCCACGCAGCUGCUGGAACCACGUCCUGGGCAAGGAAAACCCUGCUGAUCUCGCAACGCGCGGGCUCACACCGGCCGAGCUUCUCGGCAACCCACUGUGGCUCGGAUCUGCUCCGUGGAUGCAGGUGGAUCAAGCACUCUGGAAGCUGCGCCCUGUUCCAGUUGUUGACGACGAAGACCUGUUGGAAACCAGAGUAGUUAAAUCGCUGCACCUAGUGGCGAUCCCAAUCCGAGAAAACUACGAUGAGGAGCUGGGGCUGCUGGCGAAGCGGUCCAGUUUCACGCUGAUCAUCCGGACACUGGCCUGUGUCAAUCGUCUCGCAAGCAACUGCCGGACUACCAAGGCCAAUCGUCAGACUGGGGAGCUGGCCCCAGCCGAGCUGAGCGCUGCGAGAGCGCAGCUCGUUCGAGCCGUUCAACACACGGCGUACGCACCCGAGUUGGAGCUGUUGCGGAAGGGUAAGUCGCUGCCAACCAAACACAUCCUUUCCCCGCUCCACCCCUUCCUCGACGAACAAGGCACCAUGCGCUUGGGGGGUCGACUGCAGAACUCGGACUUGCCGUACGACGUGAAGCACCCCAUGAUCCUGCCGCAGAACCAUGUGGCAACCGAAAUGCUGGUGCGUGAGUUACACCUGCGUAAUCUCCACGCCGGACCGGCGCUGCUGACUGCUACCAUCUAUCAACAAUACUGGAUCGUCGGAUGCCAGACGGUGGUACGCAAGGUGGUCCACGGAUGCACGCGGUGCGUCCGUCUCAAGGGAAAAACUGCCAAUCAGCUGAUGGGCAAUCUACCGCCGGCAAGGGUGCUGGCGACACGACCAUUUUCACACGUCGGCGUUGACUACGCCGGACCUGUCAAACUCAAGGCCGCCUGCGUUCGUGGAGUCAAGGUAACCAAGGGGUACAUCGCGGUGUUUGUGUGCCUCUCAACCAAGGCAGUACAUCUGGAGGUAGCAAGCGAUUUGUCCACGAACACCUUCAUCAGUGUCCUUAAGCGAUUCGUAUCCCGGCGCGGAUACCCCGUCGAAAUCUGGUCGGAUAACGGUACCAAUUUCGUUGGCGCUGAUCGAGUCCUGCAGGAGUUCGUCGAGCAGAUCCAGUCCAACGGCAAGGAAGCAGCGCGAUUCUUGUCCAACCUGGGCAUCAAAUGGACCUUCAACCCUCCCUCGGCACCGCACAUGGGCGGUAUUUGGGAGGCCGCGGUCAAAAGCACCAAGAAGCACCUGGUGGCCGAACUCGGAGACGAAGCCAUCACGUUCGAAGACUUGUCAACAAUUCUGUGCCAAGUCGAGGCUUGCCUUAACUCGCGGCCACUCUGCGCUCUCUCCAGCAACCCGGACAGUGUUGAGGCCUUGACUCCGGGGCACUUUCUGGUUGGGCAGCCGAUGAACCUUGUUCCCGAGCCCAACGUGCAACACCUGCCUGUCGGACGACUGGAUCACUGGCAAGCGCUCCAGAGACGCGCUGCUAAUAUCUGGAACAGAUGGAGAGAUGAGUAUUUGACGAGCCUGCAACCGCGCAACAAGUGGCGCACACCCCAACCCAACAUCGAGGUGGACCAGCUGGUCCUCGUGAAGAACGACAACGCUCCACCGACCCAGUGGGAGCUAGCACGAGUGAAGGAGGUCCAUCCGGACGCAACAGGAGCGGUACGCACGGUGACCCUACGGCGCGGUUCAACUGUGUACCAACGCCCGAUUCACAAGCUGUGCCUACUCCCGAAGAAUUGA
This is a messenger RNA of Culex quinquefasciatus (southern house mosquito), 5268 nucleotides long. RefSeq lists its product as uncharacterized. Lineage: Eukaryota; Metazoa; Arthropoda; Insecta; Diptera; Culicidae. Gene Ontology annotation, molecular function: nucleic acid binding. The coding region runs from base 1 to 5268 and encodes 1755 amino acids. The transcript is spliced from 2 exons. Gene Ontology annotation, biological process: DNA integration. The record is from RefSeq and is a predicted model, not a curated record.